This is a messenger RNA of Fragaria vesca subsp. vesca, 1482 nucleotides long. Its product is annotated as ent-kaurenoic acid oxidase 1-like. The record is from RefSeq and is a predicted model, not a curated record. NCBI's taxonomy places the organism in Eukaryota, Viridiplantae, Streptophyta, Magnoliopsida, Rosales, Rosaceae. Bases 1 to 1482 code for a protein of 493 amino acids. The transcript has 8 exons. Gene Ontology annotation, molecular function: heme binding; iron ion binding; ent-kaurenoic acid monooxygenase activity. Gene Ontology annotation, cellular component: endoplasmic reticulum. Gene Ontology annotation, biological process: sterol metabolic process; brassinosteroid biosynthetic process; multicellular organism development.
AUGGAGUUGGGUUCAAUGUGGAUGGUUGUUUUGUGCAGUACUAGCUUUGUUGGUGUCUUUGUGACCCUGAAGUGGCUUCUGAUGAACGUAAACCGGUGGCUUUACGAAACCCCGUUGGGGGUAAAGAAGCACUGUCUCCCUCCUGGUGACUUAGGCUUGCCUUUCAUUGGCAACAUGUGGUCAUUCCUCAAAGCCUACAAGUCCUCUGAUCCUGAAUCCUUCAUCGACUCCUUCGUUUCCAGAUUUGGAAAAACUGGAAUCUACAAGGCUUUCAUGUUUGGGAGUCCCAGUGUAAUUUGUACAGCGCCAGAAACAUGCAAAAGAGUUUUGACAGAUGAUGAUGCAUUUCAGCCUGGUUGGCCUGCUGCCACUGUUGAACUUAUUGGAAAGAAAUCUUUCGUUUCCAUACCUUUUGAAGAGCACAAGCGUCUGAGAAGGCUAACAGCAGCUCCGAUUAACGGUCAUGAAGCUUUGUCUAUGUACAUACCAUAUAUUGAGGAGAUUGUUAUCUCUUCUCUGGAAAAGUUGGCCACCAUGGGACAGAUGGAGUUUUUAACUCAACUCAGAAAGAUUACUUUCAAAAUUAUUAUGUAUAUCUUUCUUAGCACAGAGAGUGAGUCUGUGAUGGAAGCUCUAGAGAAGGAAUAUACAAACCUCAACUAUGGAGUUAGAGCCAUGGCAAUCAAUUUCCCGGGAUUCGCUUAUCAUAAGGCACUUAAGGCUCGGAGGAAUCUUGUUGCUACUUUUCAGUCUAUUGUAGAUGAACGCAGAGCUCAAAAGAAGGCCGGCAAUUUCUUCACAAAGAAGAAAGAUAUGAUGGAUGCUCUGGUGGAUGUUCAAGACGAAGAUGGAAGGAAACUUACAGAUGAAGAAAUCAUUGACAUUCUGGUAAUGUACUUGAAUGCUGGCCAUGAGUCUUCUGGCCAUACCAUGAUGUGGGCGACAGUUUUGUUACAAGAACACCCGAAAGUAUUCCAGAAAGCCAAGGCAGAGCAAGAAGAGAUUUUAGAGAGGAGGCCACCAACUCAGAAGGGUUUGACACUUCAGGAAUAUCGAGAAAUGGAAUAUCUUUCCAAGGUCAUCGAUGAAACUCUUCGGUACAAUUCAUUCUCACUUAUGGUGUUUCGAGAGGCAAAAAUGGAUGUCAACAUAAAUGGUUAUAUCAUUCCAAAGGGAUGGAAAGCGUUGACCUGGUUUAGAGAAAUUCACUGGGAUUCUGAAAUAUAUCCAAAUCCAAAUGAAUUUAACCCUUCAAGAUGGGAUAACUAUACACCCAAACCAGCAACAUUUCUUCCCUUCGGAGCUGGAAGCAGGCUGUGCCCGGGAAAUGAUCUUGCUAAGCUGGAAAUUGCUGUUUUCCUUCACCACUUUCUUCUUGAUUAUGAGCUGGAGCGAGUUGAUCCUAAGUGCCCAAUGAUGCACUUGCCUCAUCCUAGGCCAAAAGACAAUUGCUUGGGAAGAAUCAAGAAAUGUGCCCGUUGA